GCGUUCGUACUGUUCGCACGAUGCUCGAAGUUUUGAAGCCUCUUCACACCGCAUAUCGUGAUGGCUAAACCAGUGAAACGCCAGACCCACUGCUUCGCGCCCGGAUGCUCUACCGGGUACGUUUCAGCCCGAAAGGCAGGUGUAAAAAGGUCUGUUUUUACCGUACCGAACGAUGAGGACCGGCUGAAAGCAUGGCAGCGGUACGUUCCACGUGGUGACAAACUGCUCGACCGAACUGCAGUCCUGUGCGAGUUACACUUCGAGCAGCGGUUUAUUGUGAGAGAUUACACCCACAUCGUGAAUGGUGAAGUUGUGAAGAUUCCUCGCGGCCGCCCAUGCCUUACCGACGAUGCAAUACCGUCGAUCUUCCCAAACACGCCGAGUUAUCUCUCUAAAAAGCUUCGUCAGAAGCGCAGCUCCCGGACAUCGAGAGGAGAAGUGCUCGGCAAAAAAAGAAAAGUGAACGAUGAAGACGAACUUCCUGCGAUGGAGCACGGUUCUUCCUUAGAUGUGACAACGAACGGUGAACGUGUUCCCGGCGCGUCGUGUACAGUGGAAAAACUGGAGCAUAUGAAAGGUGAGAAGCUUCCAAGCAAAUACUGGUCAAUGUGCCUACUUGCGGAUGCCCCGAACGCUGUUGCGUUUACUGUUUGUGCUCAAGAUGGUGAUAGUGUGUGCUUCAAGAAAUUGGUGUUGUGCUCUGCUGAGGAUACUUGCUAUCAUUGUGUAGUGUUUGUGCAAGGGAAAGUUGUAAAAAAAAAAGUGGACGUGUUUGAUGUGAAUGCUGUGGAAAGCCUCCUCCACUCCAUCAACGAGAUGGUUGUGCGCUCCGGUUUUGAGCAAGGUGCUAUUCCACUGGAGCGGCUUAACAGUUCCAAUCAAUCAAAAUACAGAACGCAUGGAAACAAAUUGUACAGCAAAAGUUGCUCAGGCAUGUCUCAAGAUCAAAGGCCUUGUAUACACUGCAGGUAUCUAAGGAAACUGCUUUUGAACCAAGCAUCCUAUAAGAAGAGAAAAGCUAGAGUGGCUACUGGUUACCGUGCUUCGAAGAAACUAAUUAUGUGGGGAAGACGGUUGAGGCGAGAAAAGGCAAAAGUCAGUGAACUAAAACAAAUGCUUGCGAAAAUGAAGCAAAGUAAUUCUGCCCUUUCUGAAUCAAACCUUCAGGAGAGUCUGUCUAAGCUGCCUGAGAAACAGUGGCAGCAGGUACAAACAUGCUUUGAAGCAGCGAAAAGGAAAGGAACACAGGGGAUGAAGUACAGCGAUGAAUGGCUUCUGGACUGCAUUAUAAUGCGCAUGAAAAGCCCAAAGCUGUAUGAGCAUAUUCGAAAGCAUAAAAUAAUGGUCUUGCCCAGCAAGAGUUGUUUGAACAAGUACGUGAGAAAUUAUAAGAGCAACUUUGGGUUCAAUGAUAAUGUUUUUGCUGCCAUCGAAGAAAAAAACCAAAAGUAUAGAUGAGUUUCACAGGCACGGAGGUCUCUUAAUUGACGAGCUGAAGCUCUCGAAGAGCCUCAAAGUGACAAGCAGUGGACUCAUCGAAGGUUUCGUUGACUUGGGCAAAUACACUUCUCUAGAUCAAAACACACAAACGUGUGAUCACGGUCUAGUAGUAUUGUACCAGCCAUUUUCAGGCAACUUUCAGCAAAUCUUAGGGGUUUUCGGCUCCCAUGGAAAUGUCAAGGCAGAUGUGCUUGCAAAGAUCAUUGUCGAUGCAACACUAACUGCCGAGAAGUCUGAGCUUUUUGUGGAUUUUGUGACCACAGAUGGUGCAUCCUGGAACAGGAGUAUGUGGCGACAAUUUGGCAUCAAGGGUUCUUCAAAGUCAGUUGUUUGCAAAGUGAAGCACCCUGCAGAUCACAGCAGAGAAGUCUGCACUUCUUAUCAGACUUUCCGCAUCUUGUGAACUGCGCCCCCAACAGCAUUGUGUCGACGGGUCUCCAGGUGCCCGAAGCAAGGGUCAGGAUAGAUGUUGUGAAAGAGGCAUGGAAGUGUGACAAUAGGGACAUUGUGCGGCUUAAAGCAAUGCCUCGUGUCACAAGAGUCGUCAUCGAUCCGAACGGAUUUGAAAAAAUGAAAGUGAACUAUGCCUUCACUUUUUUCAGUGAUGAGAUGGUCAGGGGUUUGCAUGCAUAUAAGGAAGAGAUCGAGAGAGUAUGGGGCGUUGGCUCUAGUGAUGCAGCAGUGUCAUUUAUCAGAAGAAUGGCUAGGCUGAUUGCAGCCAUGACUUCCCGCUGCAGCCGCGGUGCCAUGCGUCCCAACUCGCCAGUCCUGGCUGAAGUGGAGGAAUUUAUUGCAUAUCUAGAUGCGUGGGAAGGAAACGUUGGAAAGCUGGGCUUCUUCAGCCAGGGUACUGCAGAAGGGCUUCGCGUUACUCUGAAAAGCACCAUGUCGAUUUUCGAAUAUCUCACAAAGGAGCUUGGUUAAAAGUACUUGCUGACAUCAAGACUAAGCCAGGAUCCUCUGGAGAAUGUGUUCGGAAUCUUGCGGCAAAUGUCGGGAAGCAACGACCACCCGACGCCAACCCAGUUUCUGCUUUCGGCAAAUUGUCUGUCGUUCUGCAGUUUGGCGAAGGCACCUGCUAACGGAAAUGUGUCACCGUCAGUGCUGAAGAGCCUCAUACAUGGCAGCCACAAAGACCGGAGAAAGUUCCAGACGAAGCUUGACGAGCUCAUGGACAUAGGGUGUCUCAAUGAAGUACAUGAAAUCCUUGAAUUGUCUGGCAUCCCAACAGAUCACUGGGCAAUGGUUUCGGUAAAAAGCGACUCCCGAGUUAUGCAUUACGUUGCUGGAUGUUUCGCCCGAAGGAUGCUGAGCCAAACCAAGGGCCCUGAAUGUGCAAAAGCCCUUAUCCGACCACGCGAUUCUGAUAUGCCCGCAGAUGCCUGCCUAAUCAGAGAAGUAUACCGGGGUGGGCUGCUCUACCCAUCUGAUGAACUGCAGGCUUUUAUCGAAAACUUGGAAGACUCAUUCGCGUGCUGCUUUAGCUUCAGCAAGCUUAAAGCAAAUAGCAUAAUGGACUUCAUUUCUGCGUUGAUAAGAAACCGGCUAACUCAUCUUGGCUGCGAAAAACAUUCCAGAGAUGUUACUAACAGGCUCGUCAAGUUUUAUACAAUGACAAGGCUGCACUUCAUUGUAAAAGCGGAAAACAAGGCACGGGAGGGCAAGCGACGGCAGCGAAUGCACUAUUUGAAGCUUUGUCGCGUAAUGUGAAUAUGUGUGGAGUUGCGCUUUUAUGUGAUUGUAAUUUAGAGCUGCUUGCUGUAUGAGAUUGGCGAUGUACGAAAAUAAAGAUGCAGGCUGUUAAUUCCCUGAA
Rhipicephalus microplus (southern cattle tick) is the source of this 3313-nucleotide messenger RNA. RefSeq lists its product as uncharacterized. Lineage: Eukaryota; Metazoa; Arthropoda; Arachnida; Ixodida; Ixodidae. The record is from RefSeq and is a predicted model, not a curated record.